AGAAAAAGUUUAAUAGGUUAUCUAUCUGGUUAUUUAAACUUAAAUGUUUGGUAUUAUAUCAGUUUGUAACGAACAUGGACAAAUCGCUGGUAAUAACAGGUGAAGCAUCUGAAACAGAAAGUGAGGAAGAGGCAGAGGAGAUCGAGAUUGACCUAGCGCACUCUAUUCAAGGAGCGGUAAUUUCUGGAGAGGAUUCAGAGUCAGAAAACGAAACUAAUGCAAGUGUUGACAGUGCAAUAUCUGCCUUGGAUCAAUUUCAGUGCCAAGAAGAAAAGUUUGAGAAAGAUUCCUUGCUACAUCAAAAGUUAAGAGAAACUAACAAUCAGCUUUAUAACAACAUUGAAAAUUUCACACAAAAUUUGGUGACCGAUACUCAUAAGAGUCUUGGUGCAAUUGAUCAACAGUUAAUGAAAUCCCAAGUAGUUCUGCAAGGUGCAGUUUCUUCUUUAAAAACCCUGAGCAUCAAUUCGCUUGCCAUAAAAAAUAAAUUACACUCUGUUUUGUCUUCAAACUUUUUGCCAAAUGUUCAAGUAGGUAAGUCAUGCUAGACUAGAUUGAUGUGUGUCCCAGAUAUAGUUCAACAGCAAGGAAGUUUUGAAAAUUGUAGUUUUGGUUGUAGCAGGGCCAGUUAGAGAACUUCAUAAUAUGCCAUUUAAAAGCAAACAUUUUAAAAUCUUAUCAACUUAGACAAUAAGUUUUGAUAUACUCAGAAAGAUAUAAAAACAAUUAUCUGCAUAAUUUGUUUCUCUUUAUUAUUAACUUGUUAUUUAUGUUUAAUGUAGGAUAC
Messenger RNA from Cylas formicarius (sweet potato weevil), 787 nucleotides. RefSeq lists its product as uncharacterized. The transcript has 4 exons. NCBI's taxonomy places the organism in Eukaryota, Metazoa, Arthropoda, Insecta, Coleoptera, Brentidae. The record is from RefSeq and is a predicted model, not a curated record. Gene Ontology annotation, cellular component: BLOC-1 complex. Bases 75 to 548 code for a protein of 157 amino acids.